Molecule: messenger RNA, 6051 nt
Organism: Acromyrmex echinatior (Panamanian leafcutter ant)
Lineage: Eukaryota; Metazoa; Arthropoda; Insecta; Hymenoptera; Formicidae
Biological process (GO): regulation of transcription by RNA polymerase II
Cellular component (GO): nucleus
Molecular function (GO): DNA-binding transcription factor activity, RNA polymerase II-specific; RNA polymerase II transcription regulatory region sequence-specific DNA binding
Source: RefSeq, a predicted model, not a curated record
AGGACGUAACGGCGAGCGUCGUAAUUGAAAGAGGACACAUUCAAGUCUAACGAAGAUGGGACUAACGGAGAGAGACAAAACGCACAGCAGCAUCUCCUGUAGGAUUCGUCGUUUGUCGAAAGUGAGCGAGAAGGACGAGUAAAGCAAGAGGAAGAGAACAGCCAAAUACUCGUUGGAAGGAGCGGAGAGGAAGGGCGAAAGCCAGGAGGGGUAAGGAGCUCUCAAAUUUGGUUGGCUGUCGCUUUCCACCGUUUUGUCGUGCGUGCCUAUCCCUCUUCAGGCGAGAAUCGGAGAAGAUCGACUGUAGUCGAAGGUAGUAGUGGGGUUGGUACACCGAGGAGGGACAGGAGUAAGCAAGCAAAAGAGAAGAAGGCAGGAGAGAGACAGACUCGUGUUUCGGCUAAGUAUUUGGACGAGACAGGAGGGAGAAGUUUAAGCGAGAGGAAGAGAGAGAAACUGAGAAAGAGCGAGAGAAAAAUAUAACGGAGAAAGCAAGAAGGACGAGAGUUCUUCCAAUGAAGGGAGCGUGAUGGAACGAUGGAGUCUUCGUGAGAGAAAGAGAAAGUUUUAUAACGUUAAACGGAGAAAGACAUGAUUCGCUGAUGUGUUGGAGAAAGGAGAAAGACGUUCGAGAGAACGAUAGAGCGAGUGGAAGAGAGACGAUUAUAGAGAACGAGGGGAAACGCGUGGAGGUCUGAGAGAGAAAGGCAGAAUUCGAAGAGUCGGCAAGUGACGACGAGAGGGGGUGGCGAGUAUUGGCGAAGGAAGCAGUGUGGGGCGGAACACGGACGAGGGAGGGAUGAGGGGAGGAGAAUGGUGCCUUGGCGCGAGCUCUCCAAACUACAGAAUUUCAACGACAGAACAGACUUGUGCCGGCGUUCGUACGACACGGUUCUACGAUAGUAGUGAGCAAGUGUAAAUCCGAGAAGAGUGAGAGAAAGAGAAGAAGAGAGGAAAAGGAGAAGAAAAAGAGAGAUGUGGGAAAGUGGGGGAGACCGAACGGAGGGGUGACGGCAAGGUUGAGGUGGUUGCGUCUCAUUGUGUUUGCGGCUUCACUUCUGUUCUCGCAGUAUAUCUGUAUACCGGAAUACGUAACGUCAGGUGAUCACUUUUCAGACACCCACGAUCAAUUGUGAACAGAGAGACUCCGAAUAAACUACUACAAGUGAACCGCGCUCGUGAUAGUUUUUAAAAUAAAGAUCGUUGGGAGUUUUAGAAAUUAGAAAGCUCGUUUUGGAAAUUCAAAUUCUUCUUUCGGAACACCGUAUGACGCCGUCUCAUCAAACGAAGGCGACCUUGCUCCGAAUCGAAGAAUGCAGAUACAAAGGCCACUAGCAUGCCACUCGAUAUGUAAAUCAUGAGCGAUACGCGCGUUCGCUUUUAUUUUGUUUUGUUCGUUCGGCCGCCGAGGUAACCGGCAUCAUUCGAAUCUCGUUAUCGAAAGCCGCGUCCCCGGCAUCAAAGUGGAAUUUAGCAAGCGGUACCGUCUCGCUGUCGUCGACGUCGUCGUCGACACGUCGUCUAGUCGAGGCCGACGAUGCCGCAUGCGGUGAUCGUGAUUUUUCGAGCGACAUUGAAAUGGAAAUUCGCGUUUAGAGUCAGUGCAGUCAUAUGAUAAAUGUAGAACACGGUGUAUCCCCUCGUUUUUUUUGUUUUCUAGUUCCUUCUCCUUUUUUUUGUUUAAAAAGCCUCUCCCUCAUCUAUCCCUAUCCAUCGCUGUCGGCUCAACUGUCAGUCAAAGACGCGAUGUUACGCUCCUACUGAGAUUGAAUCCUCAAUCGUACAUGUGACACUCAACGGUGCCGCUUCGCGUUAUCACCCGUCAUCGUCGUGCCCAUAUAUUUCAUGUGAUUCUAUCGCGUUCUAUAUGGGACGCAAUUCAGUGGCAAGGUGAAACAAUCGAAAACAAAAAGAAAAGGAAGUCGUCUUACUUGCGCGCGCGCAUACAAGCGCAUGUCAGGUACUCAUGUAUAUUUUGUUCAGUUUCAUUCUGUUCGCGUUGUGCAUAGACUACUGUUUGAUCGUGUGUAUCGCGAGUAAACGACGAUUGAAGUGCAUGACUUGACCGUCGAGACGAAGGGAGAGGACAAUAUGAGUGAAAUGACGAGUGCCGUUGAGACGCAACAACAACAGCAACAGUACGUAGACGGUAGUUCGAAUGCGAAGCUUCACUGCAAGGAUUGCGGUGUAAAAUUCGAGAGCGAAAAAAGUCUAGAGGUGCAUCUGCGUUAUCAACACGAAAAUUUGCUAAAUCAAUGGGCCAAUAAGACACAGCAGGAAGAGAGCAAUAACAACCAUAGCAAGACUGGUAAUCAUAAUAGUCACGUGAGCCGGGACAACGUGCCGGCGGACACGAGUGAAGCAUCAUCGAUGUCGCCCUCUCAAGAUUCAACAUCCUCGCAACAAACGCAGCAGCAGCAACAAUCACAACAAUCUCACACACAACAACAGUCUGCUGUACUUAUAUGUUCGCCAUUCGAUCAUUUUCGAACUCCAAUGUAUAACGACGGCUACUACAUACAGAACGAUCAGCCUUUCAUCUUGUCUCAUCACUUUUCGCCAUCACAGGAAGACGGCCAGAAUAACGGCAGUCGCGAUGGUAGUUUUCGCUAUCAUCCGUACCAACAUCAGCAAUUGUAUUCCUCAGAUCGCACGACUUCUAACUCUACCAGCCCGCAAAGCCCGCCUUUUCAAUGUGACAAGUGCGGCGCCGUGUAUGAGGACACGAAUCAAUUAGGUGAGCAUAUGAGAACGAAUCAUUUGGAUUCGCCUACCGCGUAUCCAUCCGCACCUCAAUAUCAGCAACUGGGCAAUAGUCCUCAGCAGCAAGGCCAGCAGAUGCACCCGUCACCGCCUCUCUCGAAUCAACCGCAACAAUCUGGUUACGAUUAUAACGGAGUACAGACAAUCAAGACCGAAAUGAAGCAAGAACAGCCUGAAGAGCAAGCUGAGAUCCUUGACUUGGAUUCUCAUAAAGUACACCGAUAUGAAGAAGAGAUAAUGAGAAUGCAGCAGCAGCAGCAGCAGCAGCAGCAACAGCAGCAGCAGCAACAACAACAGCAGCAGCAGCAGCAGCAGCAACAACAAGGACUUCAGAUGCAGAUGCAUCAUCAACAGGUGAUGCAACAACAGCAGUCGCAGAGAAUAGAAUCGCUUUCGGUAAGUUCUAUGUUGAACUGGCAAACUAUGACUCAUGAUUAUGCUGGACACCCGUCAAUGGGUUCCAUAAACAAUGUUCCACCUAUCACUGAUCAGGAUCAAUACAUGCGCGGUCAACAUAUGCCUGUGGAGCACGGGCAUCAAGGUUCACCAAUACUCGCAAGCACGCAACCAAUACCGAGCCAUCAGAUAUCGGCUGGAUUCGUGCAGCAAACACCGAAAGCGCCACCGUUGGCGAAUCAAUCUUGGAAAAGCAACGAGCCACGCCGUCCAAAGACAUACAAUUGCACUGCGUGCAACAAGUGGUUUACAAGUUCAGGGCAUCUGAAGAGACAUUAUAACACCACGCUCCACAAGAAUGCUGUAAAAAAUGGAAAGGAUCCUGAUCCAGCAACUUUACCGGUCACCAGUCAUCAUCAUCCCAAUAGAGAUAAUAGCGCUGGUCAUUCAACGAGCGGUAGGGGCGGUUGCGCUCCCGCGCGAUCUCCACCGGACUCUUCGCGGAGUCCCCCAAACUUGAUGGCAGGUCCCUCGGGCGAGGCGACGGGGGGCCUGCUUCACACGCCCACCACGCUCUGCAGCAACAAUUCCAGCAGCAACAACAGCAGCGAAUCUUUAGCGGUCCUGGUGCAGCACCAGCAUCAGCAGCCGCAACUGAUCCCUCUAGGAAUAAUCAAUUCCCCGGUGUCAUCGCCACUGGCGGGGCACCAUCAGCAACAAAUGGGUACUGCGCCUCACCAAAUGGGCCUCCAGCAGCAGCAGCAACUUCACCUGCCAACGGGUUCAUCGGGCCAGCCGGUGCAUCAUUCCACGACUUCGCCCACCAUGGCCCCACCGGCGGCAUCGCACAUGAAUUGCCCUUCACCAAUGGAUUCAUCAUCCCACCCGGUUCAUCACAUGAACUCGCCGCCCGGCUCGGGCCAUCCAGCAAUGACUUCAUCCACGGUGAUGGGGGGUACUACGAUGCCUCCUCAGCCGUACCCAAACGCCUUGCCCCCCCACGUUACAAUUACUACCAACAUCCCGGCGGUCCCACUGGAAUCUACCCAAGCACCUACCACCAUGCAGCUAGUUACUAUUGGUAACGACCAAAACAAGCAGCCACGACGCUUGUUGCCCGGUUUUAAUACCAUCAUGUCGAAUUUCUCGGAAUUCGAAUUUGUCGUAGAUCAAAACCAUCAGACACAGACCGUUAACGUGGGGGGGCUCAAUGUAGAGGAGAUCGCUCCUCAAGAGUCCUUUGAAGCUUCAACAUCGACCUAUGACCCAUUUUCAUCAACGCGUUACAAGUCGUUGAAUGAUGUAGACAUAACGAUGUUGCAAACAAAUGGAAGUAAUAUGGUGCAGCAAAAUCAAGAUUCAGAAAUGACGUUGUUGAGAUAUGAAUUCAAUCGAAAAAUUGAUAUACAGAAUAACAAUCAUCUGCCGCCAAGGCAAGCAAAGGAGGAUUUGGAUCCAAAUAUCGGCUUGCAGCCAAAGAAAGAGCGUAAAAGCAAAAGUAAUAAUACGGACAAGCAAAAUGACAUCAUCAUCAUCAAUGCUAAUUACAUUUCGCAAGACGGCAUCUAUAAGUGUCUCGAUUGCAAUAAAAAUUUCAACAAGCCCUGUUAUUUGACACAGCACAACAAGAGCUUUCAUUCGGGCAUUAGACCGUUUAAAUGCAACCUGUGCGGCAAACGGUUUUCAAACGAAGAGAAGAACCGAAAGCAUUUGGAAAUGCACGCGUUGGCCAGAAAACAUCAAUGCAACACGUGCCCAAAGGUAUUCGCACAUAAAACUGAUCUUAAACGGCACACCUGUAUUCACACUGGUACAAGACCCUUUAAAUGUGAUACUUGCGGUAAGGGAUUCAUCAGACAAGAUCAUAUGAGGAAACAUCAGGAAACACAUAACAAAAAAACGCGGAUAAACAACCAACGGCAAUCCGCUCAGCGACUCCAUAAUUCACGAGUCAAUGCUCAACAAGGCAACAACGCUCAAAGGCCCAACAAUGAUCCACAAUGUUCACGGAUCAACGUUCAAUUCAAUAGCAACUGCAUGGAAUUAUAAAGACACAUGUCCUUGGGAUGUCUACGUUCGAUUGGAUGCGCAGCCUCGAGAUCGUCCUAAUAACAAAACGCGAGACUACUAAAUUCUAAGUGAGAAAUCAAUCAACGAGCUGCGUGGCGGCUGCUAUUAUAUCUCGCCGCGAAAAAUCUCACGAGCAAUCGACGAUGUAUCGUCUUAUGAGUGUGACAAUCGAGAUCCACGAAAUGCGAGAUGUUUGCUUAAAUGCAUAUCCUGAACGCGUAUUUAACGCUGAAUGUGACCGAAUUAUAUUUGUCCAAUGCAGAAGAGUUCAAGCUUUAGUAAAAGGUGGCAAAACUCGGACGGCCACAUUCCAGCGAUACUUGCGCGAUACAAUCACGAGUCUUAUGUGCCUCGCAGAGGUGAAAUCAUUCCGAAAAGACGAAAGAAAAAAAGAACAAUCGGCAAUUGUCCAAGAUUGCCGAAUCGUAAUACUUGUUAUAGUACUCGUUGCCGAUCGGCAACAUCGGGGAAGCCAUCCAGCCGCGAGUCGCGGUUUGCGCGCGCAUUCUCAUAUAAAAAUACAAUUAACUCUGUAACUACUAGCCCUUUCGAGAGGAGCACACUGCCGCCACGAGAAAAAUUCAAAGGGAAUUAAGAAGCGAGGGAAGCCGUGAAGUAAAAAGCUCGAGCGGAUCUCGAUCAUGCAAACCGCGUAGAUUUGUAUACGGGUGCGUGUCCGCACUCGUGCACUCGUACUGCGCCGAUUACGUAUAUGACGAACGCCAUACACAAGUACCUCAUGAUACAAAACACAUGUACAAAUGUUCAUACGUUUUCAGAAUAAUAUUAGCUAAUUAAUAAAUAAUGAAUAUCCAACGGUGA